Messenger RNA from Mycena indigotica, 1122 nucleotides. RefSeq lists its product as uncharacterized. Bases 1 to 1122 code for a protein of 373 amino acids. The record is from RefSeq and is a predicted model, not a curated record. NCBI's taxonomy places the organism in Eukaryota, Fungi, Basidiomycota, Agaricomycetes, Agaricales, Mycenaceae. The transcript has 7 exons.
AUGUCUCAGAGUGAGAACUACGUGUUCAAGCUGUCGAAGAAGUCGACGACGGACCGGCGAAAUAUGUUCCUCUUUUCCGUCGAUCCAGAUAACUACAGCGUCUACAUGUUUGGGGGCUGGAACCUCGACCGACACCCAAGAAUGACAAUUCGGACGUUUUAUCGCUGGCUAGACUUAAUCCUGGCUAGAAGGGCUUUCCCCGAGGGGCCGUACGAUUUCGAGCUGCGAGUAUUCCAAGUGCAGGAGCGUUACCCCCUCCAUUACGGCUUGAACGACCGCGCGGCCCUUGGGCCGGCCAUCGCACGCGACGCCGAGGGUGCGAUGCCCCCAGGCGUAUAUGCCGCGUUCUAUCCGGGCUCGGACAAGGUGUACUGGUUUGGGGCCAAGGCGGAUAUGCGAGCAGUCAGGUCUUUGCAAGAUAUUCUGGAGAAUAAGUAUGGAAAACUCUCCCGAGAACAGAUCGAGGCUCUCGCUACAGAAUAUAUGCAUAUUUCUGCUCCCAUCGCAGAGCAGGUUAAGCAACGCGACAACAACCGAUGCUUCUUUACUGGCCGAACGGAUGUUCUUACGGUGCAGGUUAUCGUCAUCCCUGCGAACCAGGUCACUGGAGAGUCCGUCGACAAUGUUAUCACAAUCUCGUCCGAGCUGGUCGACGCGUUCCGCAGGAACGCGCUCAGCGUCGAUUACGAUAACGAGGCUUAUCGGACCGUGGUGUUUGCCGUCUUGUCUCCUGAUCCCGAAGUCAACGCGCGGCUCAUUUCGCUUGUCCAGUCCAACACGGUAUGCACCCCGGCAACCGCGCCCGCGCUCGCCGCCGAGUUCCUGCGUCACCAUUUUAUGUGGACGCUGCGGGUGCAUUUCGAGGGCGGCGACAUCAGAGGCGACUACUCGGAGACGAUCAUCGAUGAGCUGAUGGUGGAGCUGGCGGAGGAUGGUGAUUUCAGCGACGAGCGCUGGAAGGCGGGUGAGGGCAUCGAGAGGGACAUUGGCGACGAGGUCGUGCGGCUGUGGAAGCGGAUCUAUCCUCGCUGGACCGCGCCGAGCCGCGUGGUGUUCCCUGUAGACCCGGAGCCGGUCCGCCCAGAGCGAUAUCGGCAUACGAGGAGAGCGCAACAGGUUUAG